Messenger RNA from Rotaria sp. Silwood1, 942 nucleotides. The record is from the annotation of a GenBank genome assembly. NCBI's taxonomy places the organism in Eukaryota, Metazoa, Rotifera, Eurotatoria, Philodinida, Philodinidae.
AUGAAUACUUUAGAAAAUUAUUUAAUAGCUGUACGACCAUGGUCAUUUAGUACAAGUAUGAUGCCUGUUUUAUUAGGUAGUGCUCUUGCUUAUCCAUCUUUACGUGCCAUGUCAAUAAUCGUUCUUCUUCUUACUUCAAUAUCGGCUUUAUGUGUUCAUGCAGCUGCUAAUCUAUUUAAUACAUAUUAUGAUUAUAUGCAUGGUGUUGAUACUCCAUUAAAUAAUAAUAAUAAUAAAGAGAAUAUAAAUGAUGUUGAUACUAUUGAUGAUCGAACAUUAAUUGAAGGUUUACUUAAACCAAAUGAUGUUGUUCGACUUGGUUUAAUAUUAUAUGCAAUUGGUACAAUAGCUUUUCUUUUUUUAACACAUUUUUCACAAGCAAAAGAACCUUAUUUGGCUAUAAUAUUUUUUGGAGCUUUACCAUUUUCAUUUCUUUAUACAGGAGGCAUUGGAUUUAAAUAUAUAGCUCUUGGUGAUAUAAUUAUAUUAUUAACAUUUGGUCCUAUUACAGUUGUUUAUUCAUAUAUGGCACAAGCAGGUCAUUAUAGUAUUUAUCCAAUAUUUUAUGCAUUACCUUUAACAUUAAAUACUGAAGCUAUACUACAUAGCAAUAAUACACGUGAUAUGAAACAUGAUAAAUCUGUUGGUAUAUUAACAUUACCAAUAUUACUUGGUAAACGAUAUUCAUAUUAUCUUUAUUGUUUACUUAUUUAUUCACCAUAUAUAAUAAUAAUAUAUAUUAUGAUAAAUAUAUCAUGGUAUUGUUUUUUACCAUUAUUAACUAUAAUUUAUGCAUAUCGUUUAUGUGAAGAAUUUAAACACGAUCAAUUAAUUAAAUUACCAAAUCGAACAGCUCUAUUAAAUUUUUUACUUGGAUUUCUUUAUAUAAUUUCAAUUAUUAUAACAAAUACAAUACGAAAAGAGCAACAAUUUCUUUUUUGA